Molecule: messenger RNA, 2738 nt
Organism: Cinara cedri
Lineage: Eukaryota; Metazoa; Arthropoda; Insecta; Hemiptera; Aphididae
Source: the annotation of a GenBank genome assembly
AUGCGGUCCGUGAAACGUGGACUGCGGACGGACAAGACGGAAAGAAAUCGGAAGCCACGGAGAUGUGGACGCGGAGAAGAUUAUCGAAAGCCGGUUAGACAGGAACGGUAAGUAAUGUAUAAGACGAGUGCGCGCGAAAAGGAUUCCGCCAGGGAUUAGAUACGGGAAUGAGGUGGAAAAAAUGUGCGGCCACUUAUCGACGCAUAACCCGUGCGCGACGGACACGCUCGAAGGGCGGACGCGAAGGAAGGAAAAGACCGUGUUUGGUAUUCGGAAGAAACGACGAGGCAAGGUGGCCGUAACAGUUGCACAGCCACGAGAACAUUGAAACGAGAAGAACGGAGAACCGGGUCCGCGGCGAGACGAGGCGGCGCCGUCAAGAAAGGGUCUAACGCGUGUGUGUGUGUGUGCGUGUGUAUAAACGUGACGCGUUCGCUCGUUUCGCCUCGGAUUUCGCAGCCCGCGUCGAUGUACGAAAAAUCCGUAACGAGCGUUACGCGUUGCGUCGUUACGCAUGCGCACGUAUGUGUGCCGCAGAACGCAGACUUCCGAGACGGAUCGCGGCGGAUCGCACGUACGGCGGUACGCCGGCAGCAUGGUCGGCGGGCGCGGCGAAUAAAUGUUAUCGCCGAAAACGGAUCGCGCGCGCGUCACGGCCGCGGUGAAAGCGGGCCGACCGGGGACCGUCGGUAACGGCCCGUUCGGGGGCAACGGGUCGGCGCACCGGAAACCGGGUGGGUAGGCGAGGGCGUACGCCGCGAGGGCCGUUUCGUCGCGGCCGUCGUCUACCGCGGAACGGCGGGACACCGUCGGCGAGCGCGGCGAUGUCGCCGGACGUCGGGCGCACAGGCGACGCCCGGACGGAAUGUAAACGACGCGGCUUCGGCGCUGCGCCGCCUUCUGCGCAAUAUAUUGUGCGCGCCUUGAUGCCCGUAAUCGGAUCAGCGGUCCCGGGGUUCGCGCGCGGCUCGUCGUCGGAUUAUUUUUCGCAACGUCCGCCGUCGUAUUAAAUUAUCCUUCGCGGAUAAGACGGCGGCGGCGGCGGUGACGAAACGGCGACGUAUUAAUUUUCGCGAUUUAGACUUUCGGUAGCGCCGCACGGCCGUCGGGGCGAAAAAACGGACGGCCCGAGCACCCCGAGAAUUCGCCGUGGACGCGCGUUUGCGCUCGGAGCUCAGACUCCGCGGACCGGAGCGAAAAACGCGUACGUCCGCCGAGAGACGCGCUCGUCUCGUUUUUUCGGUUCGAUUUUGCCACGUAUUCGAACUCCGAUGAUUUUCGACAUUGUCGGGUUUAAUCCACGCGUCCAACGGCCACACCGAUGUUUCCGAGUGCUUUCACGGCGUUCGGGGUGCCGCGGCGAGACCGACUUUGAUAUCCCAUAUGAGAACGCCGGUGUUUCAACCGUAGAUCCGAUGUGUUUUCCGGAAACGUUAACGUACCGAUUUCAAUCGAAAUUCAGACGAAAAGAUUCCGAGUGGAUUCCGCAUUAUUUUUCGUUAAACCGUAAUUAUAUUCAAAACUAUCGUGGAGCGCCGUACGGCCUCCUCGUUUACUUUCUAAGAGCUCCGUAAAAAAAAAAAAAACCUAUCAACUAAUUUUACAAAAAGCGUAGAAACGAAACCCGUAUCGGUCGCAUAUUUCGAACGAACGAAAUGACGAUAACAAUAAAUACGCAUUACGCAGUUACGUACCUAAUCGUGGAUAUUAACGCGUAUUGUUACGACCGAAACCCGACUGUAAAUUCAGGUGCACAACAUUGUCCGCGUAACAAGUUUAUACGUUCAAAAUAACUCUCCGGGUAAUGUCAAAUGGCUUAAAUAAAACGUGUCGUAUACACGCAGUGUGAAAUACGUGGAUCGGAUUUCGCUGAACGGUUCCCGAAAUGUUGAACAUAAAACGACGGUAUUUAAUUCGGACGAAAAGAGAAAACGAAUUUAUCAUUUUUUUGGGCGAAAAGAGAAGGGUCGUUUCUGGGCGGUUUCGUCCGUAAUAGGCGGCGUGUUACCCGACGCCCGCAUUAGACCGAAUCCGCGGCGCAAUUAAAAAAAAAAAAACCGUGUCGAGUUGCACUCGACACGUUUUUUCUCCUCGACAAUCUGAUCUUUUUCGGGACCCACGUCUUUUUCUCCUCCUUCGUCUUCGACCCGACUACGGGCCCGCACGCAUUCAUUAUAAACAGCCGUCGCCGUCGGCUCGUCAAGAAAAUCGAUCCGACCGUUCUGACGAACCCGUUGAGCCGGCUCCAGUACCUGGCCGUGGACUACGACAUCGCGGACGGCAAACGCUACGUGUACGUGUCGGACGCGGCCCGCCGGGCGGUGAUCGCGUACGACGUGGCCCGGUCGAAGGGCGCGCGGCCGGUGUUGCCCGAAGAGCUGGCGGCCCACCGCGCGAGACGCGGCGUCCGGUCCGCGGGCGGCGGCCCGUCGUCGCUAAUCGUCACGCGCCCGUCCCGGACCAACGUGUUCGCGGUCCGGACCGAAUACAUGCGCGCGGGUUCGGCCGGCAACGUCGCCGACUUGGGCGCCAAACCGGACAAAAUGGUAACGGCGUCGACGGCGGUAUUAGGCGGCCGCGCGAGUGUAACGCCAGGUUUUCGGGUUUCGGGCGAUUCUGGGCACGGACGGCGGCACCGCGCUGUUCUUCGGGUACGAUUCCGCGCCCGCGGUGUACAGCCGGGACGUGACCAAACCGUUCGUCACGGGCGAUUUCGCGCCGAACACGGUCGGCUGUGA